CGGCCGUUCGCUGGGUGGCCGAGGGAGAGCAGAAUACUAAGUUCUUCCAGGGCUUCGUUAGGCAAAAGCGUGCUAAGUCGUACAUACACAGUAUUGAGGUUGAUGGGUCAUCCCUGACCCAAGAGUCUCAGGUUCGGGAGUCGGCUGUUAUUCACUUACAGACCCUCUUUACCUCUGACAGAGUGUCCCUCGUUGCCCCAACCGCCUCUUUCUUUCCCAACAUUCCUCCUUCGGUCGACCUUGUUGGCCUUUGUGAGCUUCCGAAUAGGGAGGAGGUUAGGGAUGCUGUCUUCGGGAUUGAUCCCAACAGCGAUUCUGGCCCCAAUGGGUUCUCUUCUCUCCUCUAUCAGGUUUCUCUCUCUACUUCCCACCUCCCCUUCACGUCCGUUCACCGCCUAACCAUGCCUCCGGCCACCGUUGCGGCACCGGCACUCACGGUGCCAGACCAGCUACCAACCUCAGAUCCGAUAUCGUCCAGUUUAGAACACUCCCCACCUAAAUCUGCUCUCGCUGCUUCGAUAUCUCUUCCCCCAGAACCAGACCUCCGGCCGACCUCAUUCAGGCCUAUCGAUGAAGUAUGUCAUCCUCGAGCUCUGUUUCCCGAAUCUUUUGAAGCAAUAGAACCCGUCGGUCCAUCUUCUAGCUCCUCUCCUCAACAAUCUCAAGAUCCGGCUCCGUCUGGGCAUCUAAGCUCACCGCUGUCAGUCGUCGGCAAAAUCGGGUCAGAGGUGCAUAUCGGGUCUCUUCCUAUAUCAAUUUGUCAGGUACACUUAUCGCCGGUGAAGAACAACCCCUCGCUGCCGGCUUCCUCCAUCGGCGGCGCAAACCCUAUCCCUCAGCUCCGCCGACACGUGGAUGGUCCUCUCUUUUCCCCUCAGCUCACAGAUCUUGCUGACGGAGCGGAAAAAAAUUGUUUGGGCCCAUAUCCUGGGCCGCCUCCUGGGCCAACAAUUUCUCUAAGGCCCACCUACCUCCCAACACACUCAGCCCCAUCAGUCCAAUACAAUUCCAGGCCAAGUAAUGGACCCAAUGGACCUGGGAUUGCCU
Striga hermonthica is the source of this 1047-nucleotide messenger RNA. The record is from the annotation of a GenBank genome assembly. Lineage: Eukaryota; Viridiplantae; Streptophyta; Magnoliopsida; Lamiales; Orobanchaceae.